This is a messenger RNA of Necator americanus (New World hookworm), 366 nucleotides long. RefSeq lists its product as uncharacterized. The record is from RefSeq and is a predicted model, not a curated record. The transcript has 5 exons. The coding region runs from base 1 to 366 and encodes 121 amino acids. Lineage: Eukaryota; Metazoa; Nematoda; Chromadorea; Rhabditida; Ancylostomatidae.
AUGGCACCGAUAGAGCAGAGGCUGAACCAGUCAUAUACAGAAAUGCCCUCACAUCGUGUGCAGGGGAACAUUUUCGUCUACCGGUGUGUUGAGUGCAAGAAGAUUAAUAAGCACACGUCCAUAAAGGUUAUUGGAGAUAACUUCAUGACGGACCUCAGGAUGCUCGAUCACCAGUGCAUUCCAGUGGAAAGGGCAAGGGACAAAUUUAAUAGGAUGUCAUGCGAGGAAACCCUAGAAUACGCAAAUGAAGAUGAUACUCAGUCUGAGUUGGGGCUCACGACAGUCGUCGAUUACGAACUGGAAGCGAUCGGUGCAGCUGGGAGGGUAUUUGCGCUGCUCCUAUUGAGAGACGUUGUUGGCAUCUAA